Talaromyces amestolkiae is the source of this 1470-nucleotide messenger RNA. RefSeq lists its product as uncharacterized. NCBI's taxonomy places the organism in Eukaryota, Fungi, Ascomycota, Eurotiomycetes, Eurotiales, Trichocomaceae. The record is from RefSeq and is a predicted model, not a curated record. Bases 1 to 1470 code for a protein of 489 amino acids. The transcript has a single exon.
AUGGAUUCACUGACGACGUUCAACAAGUCUGCACCAGUACUGGUUUCCACAUCCCUGGAAGGCCUCGAAAUCGGUGUUCCCCCUCCAACACGUUUACAAGCAGCCUGGCUCGACAAACCCUUACCAAGUCUCCCGGAUCGGACAUCCAGUGUCUACGGCACUGAGAGCACAAUUGAUCUUAGCGGCUGCAUCGAGAAAUCUCUGGACCACGACGACCUUUUAGCCUUGGGAAGGAACAGAUCAAAAUCGGAUGUUGACUCGGAUGUAGCAUCAACACGUUUCUACUACAAACGAAAUGUGGCCAAUCGAAAAUCGCUGAAUACACGUACAAGUGAGCGAUACUCGAUUGGUUUCAAGGCUUUCUUGACGGAAGAGCAGUACGGUGUAGGGAUGCACCUAGCGAGAGCGAACCAUUAUUUCAGAGAGAAGAAGUGGGAGAUUUUUCCUGAACUAGGGCCACAGGCUGCCGGGCGCGAUGCUUCAUCGCCUACCGCCACGAAGUCACCGAGAAGAGGCCGACCUCGGCUUCCGAAGGGAUUCAGUAAACAGCAGUUGUGUCAGGGAGAGGUGUUCGGUAUCAGUCUCAGACCAGUUGCUGAGCAUAUGAAGCCUGUUAUUGAGCAUAUCAGACCAGUUGUCAAUCACAUGAAGGCUCAAACCGAGAAUCUCAAGCCGGUUGCUAGUCAUAUACAACACACGCUAGUGACCAAAACCUCGCGAUUACGAUUACGCAUGAUGUCUGUCGAAGAGAAGGAAGAGGAAGAGGGAAGUGCGCAAACAGUUGCACAACUAUCCCGCAACUUCUCAUCUUCCUCGUCCAAAGAUUCAGACAGAACUCUCGUCAAUCACGUUAUCGAACCAGUCGAAAGCCCAGAGACAUCAAGUCCAGCCGAACCCAGCUUUGCCACUGUCCGGCAACGCAUGCGAGACAUGUCACCAUGGAUCGUCACUACUCGCUCCGAGCUCAAAGGAGACUCCAUAGCACUAUGGAAGUCAACAUCCACCACCGUCCUCAACAUCGUCUCGCAUGCAGAGAACAAAUUGACCGCAGCAACGAUGACAAGGUCGCGAAGCUGCAGCCAGCCUUCACCUGCACACGGACUUCGACAGUACACUAGCAGCGCAUCCGUUGACACAUCAUCUGCGAACAAGCCUCUACCGAUAGUCCGAGUGGUAACUGAGAAACCAAUCCUGUCUAUCCAAACCCACUUUCAUGCAUCGUCACCGACAACGACAGAAAGAGGGGGAGUAUCAAAGGCCUCCAUCCCGGACUACGCCAGACACAUUCGCGCAAAAAGUAAGAGCAAGACCAAGGAUACUAUGGUGUUCGUUGCUGCUGCCUAUGACGGUGCAAAGCAGAAGAUUGCAGAUGUGCAGGCAGCGCGGAGAAGGGCUGGAAUGAAGAAGCAGAUUCGUCUCGUGGGUCCGAUUGAUCAGUAUCCUGAUGGGUCUAUUAACCAGCGAUUUUGA